GGCUUAGAUCCCUGUGAAUGGGAUGUGAUGUGAGGGGAGGGAGAUGCCUGUUAUUGACUAGUGUUGUUGGAUUGUCCUCAAGCUCAGGGAAGAUGGGGAAGGAGGGUCAGGAGGUACUGUCUGGAGCAGGAGUAGAGGUGUGGGGCCCAGCUGCUCACCCAGUGUAAGAAAUCCUCUAGUAUAGACCCUCUUGUCAGCAAGACCUGGAAUAAGGUGGGCAAACAAUGGUGUUUGAGAACAGGAGAUCUGGGCCCCCAACCAGGUAGCCGUUGGGCGCCUCAGUGGAUAAAGGAAGGAAACUGUGGUCCUUAUCUAGGGUGGCUACGAAACUCAGGCCAGAGGGAACCAAGCCUGCAGAAGCAACAUUAUAUGUGGUUGUGGGCUAGGCCCUGGGCUGGUGCUGCUGGGGCCCCAUCUGUGGGGACAGUUGAGUCCCUGCCCAAAGUCUCCUGAGCUGGGCAGAGUUGGAGAAGGGGCCAUGGGCUUUGGGCCCCAGGCAAGAAAGGCAGUAGAGAGAAGGGAAGCUGAGCUGAUGGUUGAGUGCAUGGGGCCUAAGGGUCACCCAGGCAAUUGAAAAGGCUGGGAGCUGAAGGAAAGCUGAUAUGUAAGGAGAUGGAAGGGACAGGGGAACUCCUGGGGGCAGCGUUUCCUCCAUGGAAAACCUCAGGUGGGUGUGAACAGGAGGCAUGAUGUCUGGUUUGCACCUUAUGUGUGCAAGGUUGGCCAGCCAUAUUGGACUUCUAGAGAUAAAACGGCCAGCAAGUAUUAGCUGGGUUGACUGUCCACACACAGUGAGGUUCUAGGGAGGACAAAUUUAUAACCACAGUGGGUAGAGACCAGGACCCGUGGGUUCUGCCCCAGUCUUCAGCAUUCACCAUUACUCUCAGCCUUCCUCCAGUAUGUGGCAGGGCACAUGGGUCCAUACACCCUGCCCCCCCUCCACCUGAGGUAUAAAGGAUGGGUCUCUUCCAGGCCACCUGUAUCAUCAGGUUUCCAUCUCUGUGUUACGACCAUGCAGCUAAGCCCAGUCCUGAUGAUGGGGGUGGCCCUGUGCCUGGGGUAUGGCCAGCCCUUGCCACAGGUUCCUGAUCACCCCUUCUAUGUGAUAUGGAACGUACCCUCAGCACGCUGUAAGGCCCACUUUGGUGUGCACUUACCACUGAAAGCCUUGGGCAUCAUAGCCAACCAUGGACAGCUUUUCCAUGGCCAGAACAUCUCCAUCUUCUACAAGAACCAGCUUGGCCUCUAUCCCUACUUUGGGCCCAGAGGCACAACUCACAAUGGGGGUAUCCCCCAGGCUGUGUCCCUAGGCCGCCACCUGGCACAGGCUGCACACCAAAUCCGUCAUAGUCUAGGACCCAGCUUUGCUGGCCUAGCAGUGCUGGACUGGGAGGAGUGGUAUCCUCUCUGGUCUGGGAACUGGGGCCGCCGCCACACCUACCAGGCAGCCUCCCAGGCUUGGGCACAGCAGGUAUUCCCUGACUUGCACCCUCAAGAGCAGCUCCACAAAGCCCGUGUUGGCUUUGAACAGGCAGCCCGCGCACUGAUGGAGAACACACUGCAGCUGGGCCAGACACUGCGACCUCAUGGACUCUGGGGCUUCUAUCGUUACCCAGCCUGUGGCAAUAGCUGGCAUGGUACAGCUUCCAACUACACAGGCCACUGCCAUGCAGCCACCCUUGCCCGCAACACCCAAUUGCAUUGGCUCUGGGCUGCCUCCAGUGCUCUCUUCCCCAGCAUCUAUCUCCCACCCAGGCUACCGCCUGCUCACCACCAGGCCUUUGUUCGACACCGCCUGGAGGAGGCCUUUCGUGUGGCCCGUGCUGGGCACACACAUCCUCUGCCCGUCCUGGCAUAUGCCCGCCUCACACUCCAGAAGUCUGGGAGGUUCCUGUCCCAGAAUGACCUGGUUCAGACCAUUGGUGUGAGCGCAGCACUGGGGGCAGCCGGCGUGGUGCUCUGGGGGGACCUGAGCUUCUCCAGUUCUAAGGAGAUGUGCUGGAGUCUCCAUGACUACCUGGUGAGCACCCUAGGCCCCUAUGUGAUCAAUGUGACCAGAGCAGCCACAGCCUGCAGUCUCCAGCAGUGCCAUGGCCAUGGGCGCUGUGCCUGGCAAAACCCAGGAAAAAUGGAAGCCUUUCUGCACCUGCAGCCAGAUGGCAGCCUUGGAGCUUGGGAGUCUUUCAGCUGUCGCUGUUACUGGGGCUGGACUGGCCCUACCUGCCAGGAGCCGAGGCCUGGGCCUUAGAAAGCAGUAUAAAGCCAGGAGUCCCUGUUCCUACCUAUUCUUGUCCCUGCUGCCACUUUCCUAGUCCUGGAGGAACUCCCCCUUUUGCUCUAUUCAGCUUACAAUCAAUACCUUCCCAAGCACACACUUUCGCUCCCACUUCCCUUG
This is a messenger RNA of Urocitellus parryii (Arctic ground squirrel), 2395 nucleotides long. RefSeq names its product hyaluronidase 3 (gene Hyal3). Gene Ontology annotation, cellular component: acrosomal vesicle. Gene Ontology annotation, biological process: carbohydrate metabolic process; hyaluronan catabolic process. Gene Ontology annotation, molecular function: hyalurononglucosaminidase activity. Lineage: Eukaryota; Metazoa; Chordata; Mammalia; Rodentia; Sciuridae. The record is from RefSeq and is a predicted model, not a curated record.